UCGUUCCCUCUCACUCUUACUCCAAUGUCAGCGUGACUUUGCAACAUCCUUGUUUGUUUCCAGCGCUUGUACAAACGCAUCUACGCUGAAUCAUGAGCGUCCCGACGCUAGAUAAGUCGGUAAAUAUUGUGAAAAACCGCGACCAAGUUGUAACAACAUUAGCAAGCUUAAUCGAACAAGUCUCCAAUGACCGCAUCCAAAAACACAGUGUUUUCAAUAUCGGAGUUUCAGGUGGCUCAUUGGUCGCCUUCCUGAAGGAAGGCCUCCCGAAAAUCCAGACGGAUUUCGGCAAAUGGCGGAUUUUCUUCUGUGACGAAAGAGUCGUCCCUGAAGACAGCCCCGACUCCACUUACGGACAGUACAAACAGCUGAUUUCUGCGCUUAAUCUCAAGGAAAACCAAUUUGUUACAAUCAAACAGGGAGUUUCAGCCCAGGAGGCUGCUGAGGAUUACGUCCGCAAGGUGGCGCAGCAAUUCCCUCAAGAUGCUAUCCCGAAGUUUGAUAUGUUGCUACUGGGGAUGGGACCAGAUGGUCACACUUGUUCCCUCUUCCCUGGGCAUAAGUUACUGGAAGAGAGGAGCAAAUGGGUGGCGGCUAUUACAGAUUCCCCCAAACCACCCCCAAGUAGAGUUACCCUUACGUUUCCGGUGAUUAACAACGCCCUCUAUUGCGUUUUCGCACUUUGUGGCAAAGAAAAAGCGGACAUGGUCAAGCGCAUUCUUGUGGACGGUGAAGACUUACCAGCUACUAGAGUUAAACCAAAUGGCGGAACCCUUGUCUGGAUUAUGGACGAAGAGGCUGGGAAGUAUUUGAAAUGAAACCAACGCACGAUUUUUAUAAUUUUAUUUUUAUAUAAAUACAAUACAGAGGUAUAAUAAAUACCAGUUUAUUAAAAUA
Tribolium castaneum (red flour beetle) is the source of this 897-nucleotide messenger RNA. It is a transcript of the gene Pgls, whose product is annotated as 6-phosphogluconolactonase. The transcript has 4 exons. NCBI's taxonomy places the organism in Eukaryota, Metazoa, Arthropoda, Insecta, Coleoptera, Tenebrionidae. Gene Ontology annotation, biological process: carbohydrate metabolic process; pentose-phosphate shunt. Gene Ontology annotation, molecular function: 6-phosphogluconolactonase activity. Bases 93 to 818 code for a protein of 241 amino acids. The record is from RefSeq and is a predicted model, not a curated record.